Messenger RNA from Rubroshorea leprosula, 2014 nucleotides. The record is from the annotation of a GenBank genome assembly. NCBI's taxonomy places the organism in Eukaryota, Viridiplantae, Streptophyta, Magnoliopsida, Malvales, Dipterocarpaceae.
UUUCCUUUUCUUCUCUCUCCAUGGAAAUCGAUAGACCCUAACGAUGACGUUUUUCCCAUCCUUCGUUUUCACCGCUUGCUUCAUUGCUUCACUCGCCGUCUCCCGCACUGGCGCCAAGAAGAUUCCAUCCACCUUGGAUGGCCCCUUCGUCCCCGUCACUGUUCCUUACGACGUCAGCCUCCGAGGCAACGCCGUUGAUCUGCCCGGUACCGACCCUCGCGUCCGCCGCCGCGUCCAGGGUUUCCAGCCAGAGCAGAUUUCCGUCUCUCUUUCUUACACUUACGACUCUGUUUGGAUCUCGUGGGUAACAGGGGAAUACCAAAUUGGUGACAACAUAAAGCCAUUAGACCCAAAAACUGUGGCCAGUGUUGUCCGCUAUGGUUUUUCAAGAUUUCCAUUAAGCCAUGAUGCCACUGGUUAUUCUAUGGUCUACAACCAGCUUUACCCCUUCGAAGGCCUUCAGAAUUAUACUUCUGGAAUCAUCCACCAUGUUCGUCUAACUGGACUGAAACCCAACACACGAUAUUAUUAUCGGUGUGGAGAUCCUUCUAUACCAGCAAUGAGCAAUAUCUAUCACUUCCAGACCAUGCCAGUCUCUGGUCCAAGAAGCUAUCCACACAGAAUAGCAGUUGUGGGUGAUCUUGGACUCACCUAUAAUACAACAGACACAAUCAGUCAUUUGAUGAAGAAUGAUCCUAAUUUAGUUUUACUGGUUGGUGAUGUUACUUAUGCAAACCUAUACCUCACAAAUGGAACUGGCUCAGACUGUUAUUCUUGCUUGUUUCCGGAUGCUCCAAUACAUGAGACCUAUCAGCCUCGUUGGGAUUAUUGGGGAAGGUUUAUGGAGAGUUUGGUUUCUAAAGUUCCAAUCAUGGUUAUAGAAGGGAACCAUGAAAUAGAGGAGCAAGCUGGAAAGCAGGCAUUUGUAGCUUACAGUUCUAGGUUUGCAUUUCCAUCAAAAGAAAGUGGAUCUUCGUCCACACGUUACUACUCCUUCAAUGCCGGGGGGAUACAUUUUGUCAUGCUUGGAGCUUACAUUGCUUACAGUAAAUCAGCGGAGCAAUACAAGUGGCUUGAAAGGGAUUUGGCUGAAGUUGACAGAUCCAUAACACCAUGGCUGGUGGCUGUCUGGCACCCACCAUGGUACAGUACUUAUAAAGCUCACUAUAGAGAAGUAGAAUGUAUGAGGGUGGAAAUGGAGGAAUUACUAUAUUCUUACAGUGUUGACAUUGUCUUCAAUGGACAUGUUCAUGCCUAUGAGAGGUCAAACCGAGUCUAUAAUUACUCAUUAAAUCCAUGUGGUCCUGUAUAUCUCACUGUUGGAGAUGGAGGUAACCGCGAAAAGAUGGCAAUUGAACAUGCUGAUGAACCUGGCAAGUGUCCAGAGCCAUCAACUACGCCUGAUACAUACAUGGGUGGAUUUUGUGCAUUGAACUUCACAACUGGUCCAGCAGCAGGCAAGUUCUGUUGGGAUCGGCAACCUGAAUACAGUGCCUUCAGAGAAAGUAGUUUUGGCCAUGGGAUAUUAGAGGUUAAGAAUGAAACAUGGGCAUUGUGGACAUGGUAUCGGAACCAGGACUCUCAGAGUGAAGUAGGGGAUCAAAUUUACAUAGUGAGACAACCUGGUAUCUGUCCUGUACAUAAGGCACUACCAGCUAGCUGGUUUGCAUACCGUUAAGCUGGAUUUUCUAGUGAUUUGACAGUGGAAAAAAUAGAAAAGUUCAGAUUUUGAGGUGUAUGAUAGGUUUGUUUUUGUUUGGCCAACAAGGUGUAUGAUGGUUAGGUAAGGAAUACAUACACAUUUUCCCUUUGAUUGUAGGGGGCCUUUCCCAGUCCAACAAAGAUCCACUCGGUUCCGCCCCCUUCCCUCCUUACCCUUUUAUGUUGUAAGUUUACAAAUGUUGUGAAAGAGCCCGACUUCCUUGCUGAUGUUGUUGACAAUUCUUAAAGAAAGAAAUUGGAACGGUUUGCUGGUGUAAUAAUAGAGGUGCUUGAAUAAGAAUGGGACAUUCAU